Molecule: messenger RNA, 1632 nt
Organism: Glarea lozoyensis ATCC 20868
Lineage: Eukaryota; Fungi; Ascomycota; Leotiomycetes; Helotiales; Helotiaceae
Exons: 1
Coding region: 1-1632 (543 amino acids)
Source: RefSeq, a predicted model, not a curated record
AUGUAUGCUCUACGGCGAUCGCUCAUCGCCAUUGUCGUUUUCGUUGGAUUAUACUUCGCGGCUACCGCUCUGCAUAAGCACCUCGAUCCGAACACGAGGCAGUCCGAGGAGCAAAGGGAGGACCGGCAAUGGAUUGCGACGUCGAAGUACUUCCUUGACCGCCAGUCAUGUCGAUGGUUGGGUAUCUGCGGGCUGGCACAUUACCACCCAGAUCCUGCCGCGAUCUCGUACAAGAACAGGAAGAGGGCUGGAGCUCAGGAGCCACUAGUUUUGGGCGAGGAUGAAUAUACGAAUAAGAUUGACUGGAAGGACAUUGCAGGAAACAACAAGCCAGUUCCUGGGGAUUGGGAUGGAGAUAGCAAUGUGCUUAAAGAGGUUCCCCAAUAUGUUCUGGACCAUGCGCCUCUGAUUCAUCUCUAUUCGAAAGAACAAUUCUGGCCUUCCGAUAUUGCUGAGCAUUUGAUGCAUACAAUGCCAUACAUAAACCACACGUCGAUGCAGAUGGAAAACAGCUCUCAUCAUACAGUCUACAAUUUACAUAAGCUGAACGAGAAGGCUAGUUGGAGGCACUUGUUCAUGAAAAGUAAGGAUGAUGUUGAACAACGUCCGGAAUGGCUAGGUAGUGCUUACAACAAGCCUGUCCCUUACGAAGAUGAAGAGGAAGUCGAUGAAGAUGCAGUAGAUGAGGACGAGUAUAUCGAAUUCACAGCAGAUGAUUCGGCUUCAUUCGAGCAGCAGCCUUGGUAUGACCCCUUUGGUGUGAAGGGAAACAAAAAGGCGGAUCCUAUCACCGAGAAGUCCAACAACCGAUCUCCUCGAUUGGAAUUGAGGAAGAAGAAUGCUCGAAGCCCAAUACUUUCGUCCCCUGGGGGUUACUCUCCUGCGCCUGUAACCCUAGUCAUUGUUGACAAAGGAGAUGGGAUUGUCGAUGCAUUCUGGUUUUACUUCUACAGUUAUAACCUCGGGACCACUGUUAUGAACGUCCGGUUUGGAAAUCAUGUGGGAGAUUGGGAACAUUCUUUAAUCCGGUUCUACAACGGUGUACCCAAAGCUGUAUUUUUCUCCGCUCAUUCUGGCGGCCUCGCCUACUCUUAUGACGCCGUGGAGAAGGGCGAAGGGAGAGGAAGAGAAGGCCGACCGGUUUUGUACAGCGCUUACGGCUCGCACGCAAUGUAUGCCACACCCGGCAAACACCCAUACAUCCUCCCCUUCGGCUUGCUGGCCGACGUAACAGACAAAGGUCCUCUGUGGGACCCCGCCCAAAACUAUCUAGCAUAUCACUACAAUACGUCCAUCACGCACAAUGCCGACGCGAAAUUCUUUUCAGGCAGUCUCACCAUUCAAGACAUGGCCGAUCGUCUCCAACCCGCUCUCAACAAUCCCAAAGCACCAAUGGGUUGGUGGUGGUAUGCUGGACGCUGGGGCGAUAAGUUCUACACCCUCAGGGACUUUAGACAGUGGAGGUUUGUAGGUCAGUAUCACUACGUGAACGGACCAUUUGGACCGCGAUUCAAGAACUUGGGAAGAAGCAAACCAUGUCAAUCGAGGGGUCUAUGUACGAUCUUGAAGAGCAUUGAUGCGGGAAGGAAGAAGAGUUGGUUAGGACGACGGGGUCUUGGGAAACAGGAAUGA